AUGUCGCCGGCAACUUUGAUCCCCGAAACAGAGGCCGACUCGACUGUUGCUGCUUUGAGAAGCACUCUCUGCUCCGAGACUGCACCUCUUGCCAAACGGUUUCGUGCUCUCUUCUCUCUCAAGCAUGUUGCGGCGCAAAGCCCAGCAACCCCACAGACAGUUCCGGCGAUCGAAGCAAUCGCUGCUGCCCUUACAUCACCAUCUGCUCUGCUGAAGCAUGAGUUGGCUUACUGCCUCGGUCAAUCUGGCAAAGAAGAGGCAGUUCCUUUUUUGAGACAGGUCAUCGAAGACAGGCAGGAAGAUGCAAUGUGCAGGCACGAGGCUGCCGAGGCGAUUGCUGCACUGGGAGACAAGACUAGUCUGCAGCUGUUGAAGGAAAGGCGAGACGAUCCUACGGAAGAAGAAGUCGUGCGUGAGACAUGUGAGAUUGCUGUAGAGAGCAUUGAGUGGCAAUACUCAGAGAGCAGGAUACAAGAAAAGCUGAAGCAGAGCGACUUUUCAUCAAUCGAUCCAGCGCCUCCCAUGGCCGCCGAAAGCGAAAAACCAUCCAUCCCCGAGCUCGAGCACACACUGCUUGACACUUCACUCCCGCUAUUCAAGCGCUACCGAGCCAUGUUUGCACUGCGAGAUCUUUCAUCCCCACCUGACCUCCCUACUGCGGUCCCCGCAAUCCAUGCUCUCGCCGCUGGCUUCAAGGAUCCUUCCGCGCUCUUCCGCCAUGAAAUUGCCUUCGUGUUUGGACAGCUCUCGCACCCGGCAUCAAUCCCGAGCUUGACCGAGGCUUUGAGCAAUGUGGAGGAAGCCAGCAUGGUUCGGCAUGAGGCUGCAGAGGCCCUUGGCAGCCUGGGUGAUGAAGACGGUGUCGAGGAUACUUUGAAGAAGUUUUUGAAUGAUCCAGAGCAGGUGGUCCGAGACAGCAUCAUCGUAGCAUUGGAUAUGGCAGAGUUCGAGCGGAGCGGCGAGACUGAGUAUGCCACCAUUCCGGUGGCUACAGCAGCAUGA
Messenger RNA from Ramularia collo-cygni, 1002 nucleotides. Its product is annotated as probable Deoxyhypusine hydroxylase. The record is from RefSeq and is a predicted model, not a curated record. Gene Ontology annotation, molecular function: deoxyhypusine monooxygenase activity. The coding region runs from base 1 to 1002 and encodes 333 amino acids. The transcript is spliced from 2 exons. Lineage: Eukaryota; Fungi; Ascomycota; Dothideomycetes; Mycosphaerellales; Mycosphaerellaceae. Gene Ontology annotation, biological process: peptidyl-hypusine biosynthetic process.